AUGGUCCCGGGUUCAAAUCCCGGUACCUACGCUAGAAUAACAGCAUCAAAAACAUUCAAUGUUUUACGAUGCCAAACAAAUGAUGGAUCCUUGGUCGCCUUAAUAAUGGGAGCUAAAGUACCAGAUACUCCAGCCAUGAAACGAGGAAGAUCAUUGGAAGAAGUAGUAAGAAAGGAGUUGGAAAAAAAAUAUGGCAAGAUUGCACAAUGUGGUUUAAUUAUCAGCCAUGAAUUUCCAAUGGUGGCUGCAUCGCCAGAUGGUAUUUUAAAGGGUGACACUGUUAUUGAAAUUAAAUGUCCAACGAGCCAGAAAAGUUUUAAAUCUUAUAUACAUAACAACACAAUCACAGAAAAGUAUGAAGCCCAAGUUCUUUUGCAAAUGUAUGUAAGUAAUUUAAAAAAAGGUUUAUUUUGUGUGGCAGAUUGGGAAUUUGAAAAAAAUAAUAAAGUCCAUGUAAUACCACUAGAGUAUAAUGAGAUCAAAGUAAAGGAUAUUUUAUAUAUAAUUGUAAAUUUUUGGAAGUUAAACAUCUACAAUGUAUUGUAAAAUCAUUGUAGAAGUUUAACUUAUUUAAUAUAGGAAAAUAAAACA
Cydia splendana is the source of this 591-nucleotide messenger RNA. RefSeq lists its product as uncharacterized. Lineage: Eukaryota; Metazoa; Arthropoda; Insecta; Lepidoptera; Tortricidae. Bases 1 to 546 code for a protein of 181 amino acids. The record is from RefSeq and is a predicted model, not a curated record. The transcript is spliced from 2 exons.